AUGCCCGAAAAGCCUUGGUCUCGUAUGCAUGUAGAUCAUGCCAUCAACUUUCUAGAGCGUAAUUGGUUAGUAGUCGCUGAUGCAUACACUAAAUACCCAUGUAUCCAUACCACUACUUCAGUUUCCAGUAAGACUACAAUGGAUUUGAUAGAGGAAGAUUUUGCACAAUUUGGAUAUCCAUAUACCAUCAUGUCUGACAAUGCCACCUGCUUUACUUCUGAAGAAUUUCAAAACUACUGUAAGGAGAGAAGUAUUAUUCAUCUAACAAGAGCUUCCUAUCAUCCUUCAACGAAUGGAGCUGCUGAGCACUUGAUUCAGACUUUCCAGCAAGCAUUACGAAAGUGUUCCAAAAUACCUAAAGAAGCUUUGCUGGCAUUCUCGAUGCAAUUCAGGAGAACACCUACCACUAGUGGCUACUCACCAAGUGAAUUACUCAAGAGUUGUCAAUUAUGCACCAAGAUUGACAUCUUGCUUCCAUCUCCAGUUCAUUUGGCCCAAUCCAAAUUGAAAAGGACUACCGAGAGAGAUGUACUUAAAACUUCCAAUCAAUUUCAAGUUGGUGAUCCAUGCUAUGCUCUGUAUUUUGGACCAAAGAAAAACCAAGAUCUACGUUGGGUUCCAGCUAUAGCUGUGAAGAAACAAGGAACACGAACGUUUCAUGUUCAAGUUAUGCCUAGAGGUCCCAUUUGGAGACUUCAUCUAGAACAAUUGCAACUUCGAUAUUCUUCGGAAGAUGACCAAGAGCCGGGAGAUGAAGAAGAACCUGUUAGCUCAUCGUUAGCUCCGAGCAACAAUAACUCAAUUCCAGAAUACAGUUGUCAAUAUCCAAGAUCAACGAGAUGA
This is a messenger RNA of Octopus sinensis (East Asian common octopus), 843 nucleotides long. RefSeq lists its product as uncharacterized. The record is from RefSeq and is a predicted model, not a curated record. NCBI's taxonomy places the organism in Eukaryota, Metazoa, Mollusca, Cephalopoda, Octopoda, Octopodidae. The coding region runs from base 1 to 843 and encodes 280 amino acids. Gene Ontology annotation, biological process: DNA integration. Gene Ontology annotation, molecular function: nucleic acid binding. The transcript has a single exon.